This is a messenger RNA of Corticium candelabrum, 1559 nucleotides long. RefSeq names its product protein disulfide-isomerase A6 homolog. Gene Ontology annotation, molecular function: protein disulfide isomerase activity; protein-disulfide reductase activity. Bases 75 to 1400 code for a protein of 441 amino acids. NCBI's taxonomy places the organism in Eukaryota, Metazoa, Porifera, Homoscleromorpha, Homosclerophorida, Plakinidae. The transcript is spliced from 14 exons. The record is from RefSeq and is a predicted model, not a curated record. Gene Ontology annotation, biological process: response to endoplasmic reticulum stress. Gene Ontology annotation, cellular component: endoplasmic reticulum lumen.
CAACCAAUCAGCGUUCGUCACGUGGCGUUCUACACAUUCUCUGUCUAGAAGUGAAGAAGUCGACAAGAACUGCAAUGCAGUCCGUUUUCAUCCUCCUUUUCGUCGUCGGCCACGUGGCGGCGCUCUAUUCACCGUCUGACGACGUUAUCGACUUGAACGCGAACAACUUUGAUAGCAAAGUCAUUCAGAGCGACGACCUGUGGCUCGUUGAAUUCUACGCGCCAUGGUGUGGACAUUGUAAGUCUCUCGCUCCCGAGUGGAAGAAGGCGGCGACGGCGUUGAAGGGCAUCGUGAAGGUGGGAGCUGUUGACGCUGACCAGCAUCAGUCGUUGGGUGGACGCUAUGGUGUUCGAGGAUUUCCGACCAUAAAGGUGUUUGGUGUGAACAAGAAUUUGCCCACUGAUUACAACGGUCAACGAAGUGCAGCCAGCAUUGUUGACACAGCGAUAAACCAAGCUAAACAAAUCGCAAUGGCGAGACUGUCUGGAGGAGGAGGAAGCAGUGGAGGAAGUGGAGGAUCUCGAAGUCAAAAGACUGCAGAUCCUCAAGAUGUCGUCGAAUUGACGGAUAGCAAUUUUGACAGUAUGGUGCUCGACAGCACGGAUCUGUGGCUGGUCGAGUUUUUUGCUCCGUGGUGUGGUCAUUGUAAGAACUUGGCUCCACAUUGGGCAGAAGCGGCGACUGAAUUGAAAGGGAGAGUGAAGCUUGGAGCUUUGGAUGCAACAGUACACACGGUCGCUGCGGGCAAAUUUAAUGUUCGUGGUUAUCCGACUAUUAAGUUUUUUCCGGGUGGCAAAAAGGACAUGAGCAGUGCUGAAGAUUAUGAUGGGGGUAGAACCGCAAACGACAUUGUGAAAUGGGCAGAAGAGAAGUUAGCAGAAUCGGCAGAACCUCCAGAAGUUAUUGAGUUGACCAAUCAAGAGUCACUGGAUGCAUGCUUGGAGAAACAGUUGUGUCACAUAGCGUUUCUUCCUGAUAUCUUGGAUACAGGUGCUUCUGGUAGAAACGACUAUCUUGCCGUCUUGGCCGACAUGGCAGAGAAAUACAAGAAACGACAAUUUGCGUAUUUAUGGUCGGCCGCCGGAGCUCAACAAAAACUAGAAGAAGCCGUUGAAGUCGGCGGCUUUGGAUAUCCAGCCAUGGUGUCUAUAAAUUCUCGUAAAAUGAAGUAUGCAACACUGAGGGGUGCAUUUAGUGCCGAUGGAGUAAACGAGUAUCUCAGGGACCUAGUGUAUGGACGUGGAUCAACUGCUCCUGUGCGAGGUGGCGAGUUACCCAAAGUGUCAACCGUUGAACCGUGGGAUGGGAAAGAUGGAGAGCUUCCUGUUGAGGACGACAUCGAUCUGUCUGAUGUGGAGCUGGAUGAUAUAGAGACAGAUACGAAAAAGGAGGAACUCUGAUUGAGAUUACUACCGUUUGAAUUCAAUUAGUGGGACUAACAGCACUGCAACUCUUAUGUCCAGACAAGCUUUGUCAGUGAUUGAUUGUUGGCUGUAGUUGACAGUAACGAAUAAAUAGUCUUCAGUUUGAUAUCAAAUGAGGACAGAGGCGAUGGGAAA